Molecule: messenger RNA, 1113 nt
Organism: Symbiodinium sp. CCMP2456
Lineage: Eukaryota; Dinophyceae; Suessiales; Symbiodiniaceae
Source: the annotation of a GenBank genome assembly
AUGACCUCGAAGUCGAACUUGUGCUUUCUUCUUCUGCCAGUGCUGCUGGCCUUUGCAAGGGCCUCCGAGCUCUGCGACGCAGGCCAGAAUACGCAGAGGUUGCAGGUGGAUUUGGGGUUGGAACAGUGUCCGGACCACGGCCUCAUCUACGCGGCAAGCAAGCUUCACGCCGACCGAGAAGGGGUGCCCUCUGGCCGAUUAGAAUUGGAAGAAGAGAAGAGAGAGGGAGAUGCUGCUUGCGCCGCGCAAAGCUCGGCGCUCCUCCAGCACAGUCACGGCAAGGCGGACCAAGGAGCGGAGGCGGAGAGCCUCUAUGGGGAGAGCCUCUAUGGCACGGCCGGAGUACCCCUUUGCAAGGAUGCCGCCGAUUUCCUUCCAGAGAGGGAAAUGUGGGCUUGGUGCGACUUCUACGGUCCCGGUGCCACGAUGCCAGACGAAACGGUGUGCAACGCUCAAGAGGGUUGCAACGGUGGACAGGGCUGGUGCCACUGCGAGGGCGCAACAGGCUGCCAGGGGGCGGGUGGCAUCUGGAAUGCCCAAACCUGCGCGAUGGAGGUGGACAUGUUCAGUCCGGAGCAGCGGGACAUGUUGCGCGAGGCGGACUUGCACGGCAGCUGCCUUGACCUGGAGGCCAAUGGCAUGAAAGCGAAGGAUCUGGUGUCCUGGCCCGCGCAGAAGUGCUGCCAUUCCUUCCCAGCGACGGUCUGCAACAAAGAGCUUGAGGCGCAGACACCUUGCCUGGAGAACGAGGACUUCGAGCACAACAAGUCGAUGUGGGCCUGGUGCGACACCUACAUCGCUGCUCCCUCCCAGGAGGUCUGCAAUGCGAACGGCUGCCAGGGCGACCAGUGGCAUUGCCACUGCGAGACGCAAGCCGGCUGCCUUGGUGUAGGUGGUCGUUGGGAGGAGUACCAGUGCUGGCAGGAUCUGCAGUGGAUGUCGGCAGAGGUACACGAGGGCAUCAAGAAGGCAAAAAGCCAGCACACUUGCGACGACGUGGAAGUUUGGCACAGCCCUCUGCACUACCAGGUGGAUUGGCUUGGCUCCAGCUGUUGUUCCACAGGCAAGUCCGUCUGCAAGGCCUGGAGCAUCUCUGCAGCCAGUACAGACUGA